Molecule: messenger RNA, 804 nt
Organism: Aureobasidium namibiae CBS 147.97
Lineage: Eukaryota; Fungi; Ascomycota; Dothideomycetes; Dothideales; Saccotheciaceae
Exons: 2
Coding region: 1-804 (267 amino acids)
Biological process (GO): silent mating-type cassette heterochromatin formation
Cellular component (GO): rDNA heterochromatin; SHREC complex
Source: RefSeq, a predicted model, not a curated record
AUGGCUUCUUCUUCUUCUUCUUCUGCAGCCCCUCAACCCACCACCACCGCCAGCGAGGUUUCCAUCGCAAACCAAAGCACCUUCAUCCUCUGGUUCCACAACUGCUUCAUCGGUUGCCCCUCCCAUUGGCACGACCUCCCUUCCUCUCCCUCUACCACCUACAUCCUCGCAACCUUUGAGACCGACUUCUUCGCCAACACCAGCAUCCUCAACGCCAAAGACAUCAAAAUCUGGAGAUUGGACUUGCUUGCCAACAGCGACGGAGACGCGACAAAGAGGUCAUCAAAGCAGGGAGAUGUGCUUGCUGAGGAGGAGUUUGUGGCAAAGUGGUUGAACACCGUUGAGAGGGAGUGUGAGAAGUUGUUCGAUGAAAGGAGAGCUGACAGAGGAGAACCAGACUUCACAUUCCCUCGUAACGUAUACAACCCCAAUGACGACGGCACACGAACCUCUCGCCAGCGUCAAGGAGGCACGUACAUCUGGAGCAACCCCACCGACACACUGCAGAGCUUCCCUCCUGGCUAUGCAUUGAUGCACCGACCUCGCGACGAUGAUCCUCACCGCGAAGGAGAUGUGUACCUCUGGGGUCACCCUUCUGGCAGGAGUUAUGAUUCAGUGAGCAAGUUCGUGGUGCACUUGAAGCGGUUGGUCCAAGGAAAGAACGGAGAGUGCGAGUGUGUGCUUUGUAAGCCUCCACCUCCCAGGCCAAAGAAGGAAAAGGGAAAACUGGAGGAUGGCAAGAAGGGAAAAGAGGCAGAAGGCAAGAGUGGAAGAGCCAGAAGCACAAGACAGAUCAAGGCGUGA